AUGGAACUCCUGAGUCAACAGCUUACAGCAUACAAUUUUAAGACGUCGGCACCCGGCGUUAGGGCCCCCACAAAGGUGCGUAGAAUUUCCCCCCUUAAGCAUUGCCCUCGCGGCGUGCACGGAAAUGGCUCUAAGUUGUGGGACCGCACCCCCACGGAGGCAGAGCGAAUUUUGCUACCGAGAGCAAGGUUCGCUGCCACCUGCACUCGCGAUCGCCCGACCGCAAAGCAGAAACGCAACGGACAAGGAAUCAGUUCAUCCUUUUUUUCUGGGAGCCAUUGCGCACUACACAUUUCAGGCGCAACCGCGAGUCAGCCACAGGCGAAGCAUUGGCCUGGAAAUACACAUCUGGACGCAAGGCGGCUUCCCAACCACACCCCGCAGCUGCGCUGA
Trypanosoma rangeli is the source of this 393-nucleotide messenger RNA. RefSeq lists its product as uncharacterized. The record is from RefSeq and is a predicted model, not a curated record. Lineage: Eukaryota; Euglenozoa; Kinetoplastea; Trypanosomatida; Trypanosomatidae. Bases 1 to 393 code for a protein of 130 amino acids. The transcript has a single exon.